UUGACAAAAUCUCUCUUCAACCAACAUAUCUGCCAUGGAAGAAGAACAUGAAGAAGCCCCAAAGCAGCAAAAGGAAAAUGGGGUCUCAGUCUCAGCCAACAAACAAAGCAAGUUGAAGACCAAAUGCAAGUUCGUUGGGGUGAGACAGAGGCCAUCAGGGAAGUGGGUGGCAGAGAUCAAGGACACAACAAAGAAUAUAAGAAUGUGGCUGGGAACAUUUGAGACUGCUGAGGAAGCUGCUCGAGCUUAUGAUGAAGCUGCUUAUCUUCUUCGCGGCUCCAACACCCGAACCAACUUCUCCACUCACGUCCCUUCCAAUUCUCCACUCUCUUUGAAAAUCAGAAACCUCCUCAACCACAAGAAAAGUUUGAAUUUGAAGCAAAAACAAAGCCCUCCACCAACCCCCAACAGCAGCUUAAAAUCCACCCCUAUAGCUGCUACAACUACUAGAAUUAGUUCUAGCUCUAGCAUUUGUAGCGGCAAUAUUCAAGCGUUUAGUGACAUUUCAUCAGCCAACUGCAAUGCUAAUUCUAGUUCUUCUCUGCCUUGCUACAAAAUCCAGGACAUUCAAGCGUUUGAUGAUGCAUAUAGACCAGACCUUAGCAACUGCAUUGGGGAGCUUCAACCGGCUAUGUUUCAUUUGGAUCAGUCAUGGCCGUUCCUAGCUGGGUUUGAUCAGCUUCCACUAACCCAUGAAGGGAUGGACUUAACAAAAGGCAUUGGUAAUGUUGCAGCAGCAGAGGCAGAGGUGAUGGAGUUUGAGCGCUUAAAGGUAGAGAGGCAGAUAUCAGCUUCGAUUUAUGCAAUGAAUGGAGGGAAUGAGCAUGUGGUCAAUGAGUACGAUGGAAGUGAUGCUUUAUGGGAUCUUCCUACUCUCUCGCAGUUGUUCUGCCUUGGCUGAUGUGAUGUGAUGAUGGUUGGCUGGCUGGCUGCUAAUCUUUUCCUCUCUUUUCUCUGAGUUUUAUAGUUUUGAAUGAGUCAGUCUCUUGAGAGAAAUCAUGUUUAGAGCAAGGCUCUUCAAAGCAUGAAAAUUCUAGGAACCUGUAUGAUAUUAAUAGUUUGUAAUAUAAUUAUCUGCUAUUGCGGAUUUGUUUCA
This is a messenger RNA of Prunus dulcis (almond), 1096 nucleotides long. RefSeq names its product ethylene-responsive transcription factor ERN1. NCBI's taxonomy places the organism in Eukaryota, Viridiplantae, Streptophyta, Magnoliopsida, Rosales, Rosaceae. Gene Ontology annotation, molecular function: DNA binding; DNA-binding transcription factor activity. The record is from RefSeq and is a predicted model, not a curated record. The coding region runs from base 35 to 901 and encodes 288 amino acids. Gene Ontology annotation, biological process: regulation of DNA-templated transcription. The transcript has a single exon.